AUGUUACGAUGGUAUCAAAUGAAGCUGGCUACGCGGCCUUAUCUAACACAGAGUAUCACUUCAUCAAUACUUUUUGCGACUGGCGACACAAUGGCGCAGCAAAUCAUGGAAAAAAAAGGAGUUGGUAACCAUGAUGUAGCUCGAUCCGGGCGGAUGGCCUUAUAUGGAUCUAUGUUCGGCCCAGUUGCUUCCAGAUGGUUUGGUUUUUUACAGACAAGGAUAGUACUUAAAAACAAAAACUUGGAAAUUUUAGCCCGAGUAGCCUCCGACCAAACAUUUUUUGCUGGUACCAACUUAUUUUGUUUUCUGAGCAGUAUGGCUAUCAUGGAAGGAAUCGAUCCGAAGGAAAAGCUAGAGAAAACCUAUUUUACAGCUUUAACGAAAAACUGGAUGGUUUGGCCAUUUGUCCAGGUUGUCAAUUUUAAGUUUGUCCCGUUGCAGCACCGUGUUCUACUUGUCAAUAUGGUGUCGGUAGGCUGGAACUGUUACUUAAGCUCUGUAUCUCGUCCAAAAUAA
Messenger RNA from Blumeria graminis f. sp. triticale, 516 nucleotides. NCBI's taxonomy places the organism in Eukaryota, Fungi, Ascomycota, Leotiomycetes, Helotiales, Erysiphaceae. The record is from the annotation of a GenBank genome assembly.